AUGGAAUUGUAAUUGAAAAUGCAAUCAUAAGAGUUCCUAGGAAACUCUCUAUAUUUGGCCACAGCAACCUCAUUUGUAAAAACAUAUCCUAAUGGACUUGUGGUACCAAAGACUAUGCCAAAUAGUAAUCUAAGGAUGAUAGUUUCAUUAUAGGACUGGCAAGACUAGUGUAAUAGACUAGUAUCAUUGAAAGUCCUGCGAAAAUUGAAAAUGAAGUUUUUCGACUGA
Paramecium tetraurelia is the source of this 228-nucleotide messenger RNA. RefSeq lists its product as uncharacterized. The transcript has a single exon. NCBI's taxonomy places the organism in Eukaryota, Ciliophora, Oligohymenophorea, Peniculida, Parameciidae. The record is from RefSeq and is a predicted model, not a curated record.